Molecule: messenger RNA, 11583 nt
Organism: Micropterus dolomieu (smallmouth bass)
Lineage: Eukaryota; Metazoa; Chordata; Actinopteri; Centrarchiformes; Centrarchidae
Product: contactin-associated protein-like 4
Exons: 24
Coding region: 5193-9254 (1353 amino acids)
Source: RefSeq, a predicted model, not a curated record
AGUUACGAUUGUGUGUCUCUCUGUCUUCUUCACUCAUCAUCUUGGGUUUGCAUGUUCGCACCAUGUCUGCGUGGGUUUCCUCCGGGUGCUCCGGUUUCCCCCAUCAUCAAAAAACAUGUUAGGUUCUCCAGUCAGUGCUAUUGACCAUACACUGAUAAACAUCUGGAGUUGGUCUACGGGCGCUGCACAGUGGCUGCCCACUGCUCCCUUGAGGGAUUGGUUAAAUGCACAGAAUGAAUUUCAGAACAUGUAUGUGUAUGUGACAAUAAAGUAAAGUAUCAGUAUCGGCUUCACUGCUGGUACAGAAAUUCAAGCAUGAAAAUCAAGGAUCAAAUUCAUGCUUAUAUAUUCAAAAUGCGACAAAUGAACAUAAUCUAUACGGAGAAAAGAAGAUGCAGUUUUCAUUUGACUACCUUCACCUGCAAUCAUAUCAGUGAAGUUCUUCACUUGUAUUGACGUUUUCUUUUUCUUUUCCUUUUUUUUCGUUUCUCUGUAACCCAUGACCAAACUGGACUCUGAACCAAAGUUUCAGAAUACUAUAUCAAAACCAGUGUUUCCCAUACCUUCAUUUAUUUGUGGCAGCCCGCCACAAUAUCAACGCCGACCGCCACAUAUUGAUUUUCGAUUUUUUUUUUUACUAUUUAAAAUCGUAUUUGAUGGCAUUCGCAGCACAUCCCCUCGCUAGUCCCUCUCACUGUCUCGCUCACCCGUCCCUCUCUCUCUCUCGCCCUCUCUCCGUCGUGAACGCAGCUGAAAUCAGUCCAACACAACGCUGUCAAUUUAGGAGAUCCGGCUUAAAAAAAAGUGCGCCACUGUUACACUGUCAUUCUGUGGGAAACACGGAAAACCUUAAAGGAAUUAUCACAAAAGUUGCACGUUUGCAUAUCCAUGCAAAGUGUCCUAGAUGCAGAAUUGGUUGUCUACUAUAACACAAUACCAGGAUAAAAUGACUUAACGUGUUUUUAAUACAGUGACUCGGCCUACCUGGGUGAGUUUCAGGUACACCAAGUGGAAUAAAGGUCCGCUACAUUUUGAGUCUGCAGGAAGAGGUGUGCAUUGAUGGAGCUCACUAAUUGAAUCAGAAUUUGUAAUAACAACAGAAAGCUUCACAGCGUGGCAUGAUGUGGCCACAGUUUUUAUGAAAUCUAUGACUUGUUAAGUUGCUCCUAUGUCGUGUAGAGAUAUCAGUCCUGUCUGCUGUCUUUUCUGCCUUCUCUGCAUUUCCCAGUUUUCUCCCAGUGCCUCUCUGGAGUCUCCAGUAGCCUCAUUCCUGGAGCAUCAUCAAAUAGCUCUUUGCCUGCAUCCCCUUCAGUUAGCCCUCUGGCUUUAUCCACUCUGGAUAGCCCCCCUUGCCUGCAUCUUUUUUAGCUAGCCAUUCAUUGCUUUCCCUGUUGUCAAGCUUUAUGCCAAGACCCCAUAAAGUCACUUUUGUAAACUUGUUAUAAAGUCAGAGCCACACAGAAAGCUCCUGCCAUCUCACCAGACUCCCAGCACCCUUAACACUGAGUUCAGUUUGCUUCCAUCAGGAUGGAGGUUUUAUCUCCCUACAGGUGGCACCAGCAGAUACAGUAUAUAUCAUAUGGUCAGCUGCUUUUUAAACAAAAUAUAAUGCGACCUGCAACAGAUUUGACAGGGUGACCCUUUAGUUUCAGGCAUUUAUUUUCUGGCUACCUUCUCUAAAUGGACAGUAUUGGAUUUGCCAUUGUAUCUGCUCUGUACUUGUGAACUUUUUCUAUUCAUUGUUGCUUUUAAUUAUUGCUAUACUUUUCUAUAUUCUAUUAUUCAUUGACUUUUAUUUCCCCUUUGGGAUAUCAACUCUUUACUCUUGCCAGGAUCAUUUAGAGAGCCUACCAGCAGGUUUCAUUUGUGGGUUCCCGCAUUUGUCAUCUGACUGGGUUCAGGUUAACUUAAAGCCGUGGAUCUGAGGGUGUUACAGGUGAUUCCCAGCAUCCUCAACAGGCUCAUUCUCCAGAGUCCCUGCUGCAGGCUGCCCCUGCAGUCAUUUGCUUCCUCAUUAUCCAGCUGCUCUGCUCUGCCUUGAGUUUUUCUCUCUAUUUCUUCUUUUUUUCAAGUAUUUUACUUUAAGAAAGUCGGUGUCAACUAAGAUGGUUUGGGCAAGAAAUUAAACUACAUUGAAAUGAAUUCCUCCAGAAUCAUUUCAUCUUCCUCUGACUCUGCUGGCUUACCAACCAUCAGUCCAUCAGUCUAUCUGGCCUCUUGUCUUCCCGCCUGUCUGCACACUAUGUUAGCCAGUCGAUAUUCUGGGAGCUAUUUGGAUACAUGUUCUCUUCUUCUUCUCAAUGCUAGACAGCACAUUUGUACUGAUGCUGAGGAUGAACAGUGAGCUGUGAAUAAUGAGCAAAGAGAUAUACAUUCAGUAACAUCACAUUACAACAGAAAAAUCAGUUCAUGUAUAUCCAUAUUAUCCUCCUGUGCAUAAGUCAUUUGUGAACUACAUAAUUAAUUUCCUCGCCAAAAUUGAGCUGCUGAUUUGGGCUCAGACAGAUUUCCUCUCAAAAACAUUUUUAAUGAAGGAGGUGAAUUGAAAUUCUAUUUUCAGGUUUAAUGAAACCCCCUUUUCCUCGAUUCCUUUAAUGAGGCCAUUAAUGCACAAAAAUAGUGAAACUCUGGUGGAAUCCAUUUAAACUCCAGUUAUCUACAGAGCUCGGAUUGACAAGUUGAUUAACUUCUUGUCAGCACUCUUCAAAAUUAAAAAUUUGAAACUCCCUUCAGAGUGUAAAGCUUUCUGGAUGUCCAUAUUUAGCUUUGGAAAAUGCCUACUUAAAGUAAAAUAGUGUAUUUUCAGCCAAGGUAAAAUCCUUGUGUGUUCCAGUAAACUGCACGGAGAUGAUCAACGCAUUACCAGCGAGAAUAUUGUCUUACUGUAGUAAAUGCAUGUUUUGUGUGUGCCUGACAGUUCAAUACUGUAAAUGCAUUAGUAACAAUAUAUGCAUGCUUUUUUUUCCACUUGGCAACAUCAAACACAAUUUAUUAGCUGCAGAAAAUGAACUCCUUGAAGAGUUUCCACUUUCCAGUAUUCCUCCAGAUAACAGAGAAGCAAAGUCCCUCCCCCAACAGUGUCCACCAUGGGAACUUAUUCGGGAAAAAAGAUGUACAGUCACCAGCUUAGGGUUGGGUAUCGUUUAAAAUUUUACGAUACCAGUACCAAACCCAGUACCCUUAAAGUGAUACCGAUACCAAUUGAGUACAUUCGAUACCUUGCAUAAAAUGUCAUCUGUUGACAUGUCACCUGAUUGCUAGCUUAUUAUUAUUUUUAUUGUUGUUAUGGACAAGCAGGGUUAUCUAUAUUAUUUUUUUCUUGUUUCAAAUAACUGCUACAUAAAAAGUAUUGUAUCACAUCGCUCCCCAUUCUAAUUAGGUCAUCCUCACUGACCUUUAAGGGGAAAACUACAGCUUGGGAGUUAUUUUAUAUUUGAAUGAGACAAGCAAGACCUGUUGCUUGCGUGACUACAUCCCCGUACGAAACCCACGAGCAUCAUAGCGUCAGCCACUUUCGGUAGCUUGUUGUUAAGGUAAGACAUCACUUAGCAACUUUUGAGUGUGUGGUCUUUCUUAUACUUCCAACAGUUUUACUACAAAGUGAAACUUUCUUGACUUGCAAAAUUAUCUUCUAAAUUGACAAACAUCUCAUAUGUGUACAUAUGUGGGCACUCCACUGGAUAUGUGGUUUCAGUCGUUUUGAUAUAGAUGGAGAUCUAUUCUGAUGUGCAGCUAAGACGGACGGAGAUAAUUGUGUGGAUGUAGCCUUAGGCCCUAUUUAAAAAACAAUUACCUCGAUAAAGAAGAAAAACAGAAUAUGCAAUUUAAGGUUUAAUGUAAUGGUCUCUGAGACUUACUUCCAUUUCAGCUGUGAUUUUUAUGUCUAUUGGUGAAUAUAUUUUUAUAUUUAUGUAUUUCCGUUUAUUGUUAUACUCCGAGUCCCUAAAGCAAAUUCCUUGUAUGUGUAAACCUACUUGGCAAUGAAGCUGAUUCUGAUUCUGACUUUAGAAAGAGGAAGCAGAGCAGAGCUGCUGUCUGUUGCUGUGAAAGGCAGCAGUAAGCGUGUUAAUUCCUGGCAGAGACGAGCUCCGGUGAACCGACCAGCAGCUCGACUGUCUGAAGCUUCCAGGAGGCUGCUGCCAGUCUGAUCAGCUUUGUUCCAAAACAACAAAAACCUGAGUUGCCCUGGAAGAGAAACCAGUAGGAUUAGUGAAGCUGCUGUCUGUAGUUGUUUAACAUCAUUGUUUCAAGGAUAAAACAGAAGAAAAGUUAUACUUACACAAUUUAAUGCCAUUUGGAUCUCAUUUCUUCUCUGACUUGGUUUCAUAAAUCCAGGAUUAUUAAACACCUUGAGGCUGUUUUUACUGUUAUUGAGCCAGUCGUAAAAAUAUAUAUAUAUAUAUAAAAACACACAGACAAGGUGAGGGAAGAUCAGACAAUAUAAUUCUCUGACACAAAGAUCUGGUCAGCUUCUCAUCAAUCUAGCAAACUGUGCCUGGGCAGAAUGGACUAAGGUUAUACAGAAGGAAAACAUCCACCAAAAACACUCUCAUUUUAGUCAUAAAAAUGUCCUGUGAAGGCAGAAAUCACCUCAGUGGUUAAUAUUCACUGCUCAUUAAGAAACACAUAUCACACACCAAAUCUUGAGGAUUACAAAAGGUUCAAAAUCUUUACUGCACAUUGUAUAAACCGUUGACAACAAAAUGACAUAACAAUGGAAACCAAAAUCACCAACCGCUUAAGAGCUGGAUUCAAAAUCACACCGUAAAUCAAAGUAAACAAAAAUGAAUCACAGGCUGAUCCAACGCGUGUGACUUUCAUCACGGCAACUUCUCGCUUCUUGAUGUUGCCGCUCCAGUGCACCUGUUGUCACCAUCAUUUGCACCAAAACACGUUACAAUGAUUCACAAUUGCUUUUGCUUCCUAACUGGACAGACUUCCCUGGUCAUUGGACAUGAGGUAGAACGUUUUAUGUGAUUCAGAGCAGGAACGUCUGCAUGUAUCUUUAAAUCAAUAUGGUUGAUUUUUACAGUAUCUGUUGUCCACAGCUGUUUUAGACUGUAUGAAAAGCUUCUCUCGUCAGUUCAAUAAAUCCCUGCAGGCCAGAUAUGUAGGCAAAUCUGCAGCCUUCCAUUUGCGAUGUGCCGUGCCAGAGCUCAGCGCCAUUAUGCCCAGCAGUCCACUGUCUUAACAUGUCGUCAAUGAAGAAGACAUGUAGCUGCAGACAGACAAGAAAAUGCCUAACAAAAUGUCAGUUCUCUCCUCUCAAAGAUCAGUUGGAGCAGCUCACCCGCAGUCCACCUGGCAGAGCCAGUGCCUCUCUGAGGAAACCUGCUGCUGUCUUCAUCAUCUGUCUGGCAGCCUGCAGGCAUUUCAAACAUCUGUCAGAGGUGUGUGACAGUGCACUUGUGUCCAAUCUGCCGCCAUCGUCCUUCAGAAGCUCCUCCCAGCUGUCCAGCAGUCACGCUCCGGGCUUCGCCAAACUCAACAGGAGAGAUGGAGCUGGAGGUUGGUCUCCUCUCACGUCAGACAGGUACCAGUGGUUGGAGGUCAGUCUUGGUGAGCGGACCAAGAUCACUGCUGUCGCUACUCAGGGCCGCUACGGCAGCUCUGAUUGGCUGACGUCGUACCUGCUGAUGUUCAGCGACACGGGACACAACUGGAAACAGUACCGGCAGGAGGACAGUACAGGGUCUUUUCCAGGUAACAGUAAUGCAGACAGUGUGGUUCAGUACAAGCUGCAGCAGCCGGCGAUCGCUCGCUUCCUCCGCCUCAUUCCUCUGGACUGGAACCCCAACGGGAGGAUCGGACUCCGACUGGAGACCUACGGAUGUCCUUACACCUCUGAUGUGGUGAGCUUGGACGGCGGCAGCAGCAGUCUGGUGUACAGGUUGAGUCCUGGGCCGAGGCGGACGUCCAGAGAUGUCAUCUCACUGAAGUUUAAAACCCUGAGGAAUUCUGGGACACUGCUGCACGCAGAGGGAGAGGGAGGACGCAGCCUCAGUCUGGAGUUAGAGAGAGGAAAGCUACAGCUGCUGCUCAGACAAGCAUCUUCUCCUCCAAGUAGGACUUCAUCCCCCGAACCCCGGCGUCUUGCUUCCCUCGGCAGCCUGUUAGAUGAUCAGCACUGGCACCAUUUAGCAGUGGAGCGGCGCAGCUCUCACCUCAACCUCACUGUGGACAAACACACAGAGAGGGUUCAAAUCCCUGCAGAGUUCAGCCACUGGGACGUUGAGCAGCUCAGUGUAGGGGCAGUCCUGGACCUCCGUUCUCAGAAACCAGUCGUCUCCAAGAGGAACUUUCAUGGCUGCCUGGAAAACCUGCUGUACAACGGCCUCAACCUCAUAGAAUUAGCUAAACACAAUGACCAUCAAGUUGCUGUAGUGGGCAAUGUGACCUUUUCUUGUGCUGAGCCAGUUUCCGUUGCCGUGACGUUCCCCGGCCCCCAGAGCUUCCUCCAGUUACCGGGAACGACGGCGUCCUCCUCGGCGGGCAUAUCCGUGGAGUUCCAGUUCAGGACGUGGAAUAAGGCGGGGCUUCUGCUCACCUUCAUGCUGCCUCAGGAAGGGGGCGUGGUCUGGCUGCACCUGAGUGAAGCCAGACUCCGACUACAGAUCCAUAAAGCUGGCAGGGCGCUGCUGGAGCUCAGCGCAGGCUCUGCUCUGAAUGAUGGUCAGUGGCAUUCAGUAGAGCUGAGCUCCAGACGAGGUCGCCUGACCAUCGCUGUAGAUAAAGAAGAAGGAGGCGUUGCUCAUGACAGCUCCUCCGUCACUGCAGGAAGUCAGCUAUUCUUUGGUGGUUGUCCUCCUGAAGACGACAGUCAGGAAUGUACAAAUCCCUUCAACAUCUUUCAGGGCUGCAUGCGUCUCCUCAGCGUGGAGAACCAGCCAGUGGACCUGAUCAUGGUGCAGCAAAGACUCCUGGGAAAUUACAGCCAGCUGCAGAUCGACAUGUGUGGCAUCAUUGACAGGUGCUCUCCCAGUCGUUGUGAACAUGGCGGCCACUGCAGUCAGUCCUGGACCGUCUUCCACUGUAACUGCUCUGACAGCGGCUACAGCGGAGCGACCUGCCACAGCUCUGUGUACGAACAGUCGUGCGAGGCGUACAAACACAACGGCAACACGUCGGGACAUUUUUAUAUUGACGUGGACGGCAGCGGACCAAUCAAACCGCAGCUGGUCUACUGCAACAUGACAGAGGAGAACACAUGGAUGGUGAUCCAGCACAACAACACAGAGCUCACAAGAGUCCACCUGUCCCCAGGGGGACACCAGCAUUUAGUCCACUUUGACUACUCUUCUGAAGAGGAGCAGCUAUUGGCCGCCAUCAGCCAAUCAGAGCACUGCGAACAGGAACUGUCCUACCAGUGUAAGAAGUCCCGCCUCCUCAACACUCCAGAUGGCUCUCCGUUGAGCUGGUGGCUCGGUGGUCCCGGUCCCGGGCGUGUCCAGACUUACUGGGGCGGCGCUCAGCCAGGCAGCCAGCAGUGUGCCUGCGGCCUGCAGGGCGACUGUGUGGACCCACAACACUACUGCAACUGUGACGCCGACCGCGUCGAGUGGGCUGAAGACUCCGGCCUGCUCAUCCACAAGGAGAGCCUCCCUGUCCGGUCUCUGGUGCUGGGUGACCUCCAGAGGCCGGGGUCAGAGGCUGCCUACAGGGUGGGACCCCUCCGUUGUCAUGGAGACAAGAACUUCUGGAACGCUGCGUUUUUCGACAAGGAGACGUCGUACCUUCACUUUCCCACCUUCCACGGAGAGCUGAGUGCAGAUAUCUCCUUCCUGUUUAAAACCACGGCCUCAUCUGGUGUGUUCCUGGAAAACCUGGGCAUCAAAGACUUCAUACGGAUCGAACUGAGCUCUUCCACUCAGGUGCUUUUCUCCUUUGACGUGGGUAACGGGCCGCUGGAGGUUCGUGUGGAGUCGAGCGCGCCGCUGAACGACAACCGGUGGCAUCGAGUCCGAGCCGAGCGGAACGUCAAGGAGGCGUCGCUCCGAUUGGAUGAACUUCCUGCCGCCACACAGGAGGCUCCUGCUGACGGACACUUCCACCUGCAGCUCAACAGCCAGCUGUUCAUAGGAGGCACAGCGUCCAGGCAGAAGGGCUUUCGGGGCUGUAUUCGCUCCCUGCAACUGAACGGCGUCACCCUAGACCUGGAGGAGAGGGCGAGGAUCACACCCGGGGUUCGACCCGGCUGUCCAGGUCACUGCAGCAGCUACGGUUCGUUCUGCCAGAACCAGGGCCGCUGUGUGGAGAGGGCCAACGGCUUCCACUGUGACUGCAGCCUGUCAGCAUACACUGGAGUCUUCUGCCAUACAGAGGUGUCAACCAGCUUCAAGUCGGGGACGUCUGUCAGCUACACCUUUAAGGAGCCGUACGAGUUGAGCAGGAACAGCAGCGCUCUGCCGUCCUCCAUCUACUCUGACAUGACGCUGAGAGGAGAGAACGUCUCCCUGAGCUUCAGGACGAACCAAAGUCCGGCCGUGCUGUUCUACGUCAGCUCCUACUACAGAGAGUACCUGGCCCUGCUCAUCAACAAGCACGAUAUGCUGGAGGUGAGAUACAAGCUGGACAGCGGCAGAGAUGUUGAAGUGUUGAGAAGUAGAGUGAAGAGCCUGGCUGACGGACAGCUACACUCUGUUACCAUCAGGAGGCUGACAAACUCUGUGUCUGUGCAGCUUGACCAAAACUCAAGAGAAGACUUCAACCUGACAUCUGACGGAGAAUUCAACGCCAUCAAGUCGUUGGAGUUGGGCAGAGUACACGAAUCUGAUGAUUUAGACGCAGAUCUGGCCAGGGUGGCAGCUCUCGGUUUUACCGGUUGCCUCUCAGUAGUCCACUUUAACUCCAUCAGCCCUCUGAAAGCUGCUCUGCUCCACCCAGACACCAGCCCAGUCAUCAUCACCGGAGCUUUAGUCCAGUCCAACUGUGGCUCCUCAGCUUCGGCCAAUCCCUACGCAGCAGAGAACACACACCACCUGUCAGACCAGUCCGGUUCAGUGGGUUCAGGUCAACCAUUAGUCAAUGCCAUCAGGACCGACUCGGCUCUGAUUGGAGGUGUCAUAGCAGUGGUGAUCUUUGUGAUUGUGGCUGGCCUGGCGAUAACUGCCAGAUUCCUCUACCGGAGAAAAGAGACAUAUCGAAACCAAGAGGUGAAGGGUGUCAAACGGGAGGACAGCCAAGACUUCCCUUUCAACAACCAGACUGAAUCCCAGAAUGUCUCCGGUGAAAACCCAAAGGAGUAUUUCAUUUAACUGGAGGCCUGAUGAACUGGUGGUUUUUGGAGCAGAGGUUGCGGAUGGAGGUGUCCUGCCAUGCCUCAGAACUUUACAAUGGCCUCAAAGCCACACAGACACUUUGCCUGAGGCUGUGGCUCUACAGAAUAUAGACAACGAAAAGGAACUAUGUAAACAGUUUUGUCUUUUACUGUAUAUAAUGUACAUACUGAUACAAACAUGCAACAGUGCUGGACCUAUAAGGUGUUGAUUUCCUUGUUUCAAAAACUGUAAAUAUUCAAAAAUGUAAAUGUGGAAGUGGCGUCUACAGCAAUAUCUAACUAAUGUCAUAAUGUCAUAUUGAAAUGUUGCAAAUAGUCUUAAGGGAAACAGAUUUUUGUUGAUUUAGAGUACUCAAACACAUCAGGGCUGAAGUCAUUUGGCUGAUGCACUUUUCUAUGAGGAUAAUGAAUGGAUGUUUGCCUAGCUGGAAAUGGAAACGUAUGACCUGUAAUUAGGCCCUCUAGGCCCCAGUACUUCUGUAAGAGUUUGUUUCGUGGUUUAUUCGUGUGUAAUGCCUUUUGUUGUGAGCCGUGUUUUGGGGGAGUACACCCUGAAAGCCCCGUUUAAGGGAAACCUAUGUCAGCUUGUACACUUGGAGAAUUUGCCAGCAUCGUCAGAGCCCUUGCAGCCUGCAUACGUCCACCAAAUACCAAGUCAUUGUUUGAUGAUUUUCUAACUCCAGUCAGCACAUUAAUUAAACAUUUUGAUGAGUGAUUUUCUUCCAGCAAUCGUGCUACCACAGAAUCUUGGUGUUAACAAGUGGCAUCUUCAGAGUCAACAUAGUUUUACACACUCCAAUCACGCACACCACCAUCAGCACAUAGAGCAUUUGUACUGUGUGAGAAAUCGUACACUGCAGUCUGGCAGCUCCUGGUCGAGAGACCUGGAGACUUUUUAUACUGUAGGGAUUCAUUUUUCACUUAAUUUUCACUUUUACUUCUUUCUUUCUUGUUCUUCCUCUUAUACUUCGUUCUUUCUUUUCUCUGGUAGGUAUUUCCAUUUUAACUCCAAAAGAAGGGAACAAAAAUACAUCCAUGAGCAUUGAGUGUUGGUAGUUUUGUAUAGUUUACCAGCUAUUCAUAAAAGACUAGCACAUGUUGUUCACUCUAUUAUAAAAGUUUUCUCCUCCCUGCUGCAUGCUGCCUGCUGGGCGCUUCCUCUGCCAGUUCUCUUAAUGUCUCUGAACAGCAAAGCUUUUAACACUGACAGCAGCAUAGGCUCCAUAACACCGUGGCUGUCUGUCACCUCGUUCACCGCACGCAGAGAUAGUUAAUGUUUUUUUGAAAUGCUAAUCUGCUUCGGUCUGACAGGUGUAUUGUGACUUGAUGGAAAGCAGAGAGAUGAUCAGGAUGAGACAGAAAGAUAAUCCAAGAGAAAGUGUGGAUGUAAUGAACACAGCCUGAUAUUAACACUGAAAAUGAAGCAAAUCCCUCCCCGUGUGUUAAUGCAGCUCAUGUGUAAAGACUGCUGCUGAUAGAGGGAGGAUGAGAAGCAGAAAGAGGAUCCACAGCAGCUGUUUGUUAAACACACACUGCCGUCUCUCUCCGAGAACCCCAAAGCACAGAUGGCAUUUUAAUGACAAAAGUUGCUAAAACUUCAAAGUGCAUAAUUCAUCUCUUUGUUUGUGUUUUCCCUUUUUCCUUGGCUUAGCCCACACAUUGUACAGGGGCGUGCCGCUUCCGCAGCGCAGAUGCCAGAGGUCAGUUGGGGUCAUAGGUGUGGACCUAUGCUAAGUUCAAGUUACAACAAGUUCCCGUUUCAUCAUGAAUGUUACAUCGCCACAGCAACAGUGUUUAGACAAGCGUCACAAUAUAGCGUCAUCAUUGUCUUAAGGCUUUUCUGCCCAAAUUAUAAAACUUGUAAUUUGCUGUUGCCAGUAGGUGGCGCUAUAACUCUGACUGAAUAUAGGUAUGUAGAUGUCAUCAGGGCGAGACCCAUAUCAGAUGUAAAUUUUCGCCACUUGUGUGCAAAGAUUUGUGAGUUUUCGAACACCUCUAGUCGCUCAAAAGUGCCAAUCAUUUGGGAGGAAAAGAACAAUUCCUUUUAAUUAGGGUCCUUGCACAUUUUGUGCUCAGGCCCUGAGAACGUGUGGAUUAUUUGUUGGACAGUGGCGUAGUUCCUCUCUGACAAUGCACUGGUUUAAAGUUGAAUUUUGUUCAGUGUAACUGUAGUGUUGGUCAAUAACAGUGAUGUAGUGAGUUUGAGUGACAUGCCAUAGAAAAAUCCAGCUUUUACCCAUAUCUGGUUGUUUGGUUAUCAACAAAAUCCUGUUUGAUGGAAAUAAAUACCAAUUUCCUUUUGAAAA